AUGCAGAAUCCACCAUCUACCACAAGUGAUGGUAACACUGAUGAUCAACAACAACCUCAACAACCAUCAGUCAUAGCAACAGAACCACAACAACAACAACCACAACCACAACAGUCAACUUCCACUGAAGAGCAGACUACUCCAACGACAACAACAACAACAGCAUCACCAACUUCACCAACAACACCAACUUCGCCAACAACAACAACACCAGCAGAGAGAUGUUGUCAUGAUCAUCCAAAGCAGACUUAUGUUGGAUAUUGUAAGGAUUGUAUUAAGCCAAUAUGUCAAUUAUGUUUGGCAACGGAGCAUAAACAACAUACAACAUUCGAUGAGGUAUCAUUGGAUCAAUUCAGUGAUAUGGUGUCAUUGUUCAACACGGCCAACAAUGACAAUCUGGCAUUGAGGGAGGAGCGCGCACACCUCCAAAAGAUGCUCAACAACCUGGAGGACAACACAAAGAACUGUCGAUCGGCCAUCGUCGAGCACUUCAAGGACCUCCAAUUCCUUAUAAAGCACCGCGAGAUGACUCUGGACAAGGAGAUCACCAACGAGUACGAGCUGUCCAAGGCCGAGCUGCUCAAGCGCAUCACCCUGCUGGACCGCGACAUCUCCAACGUGGAGCCACACAUUGAGAAUGCCAAGACCUACCAGAAGAGCACCCCAGGCGAGCUGCACCGCACCAAGAAGUUCGAGGUCAUUGAGAACUACUCCAACCUGAAGCGUGCCAACUGGAAUGAGCAUCUGCAGGACGCCACCGAGCUGACGGUCAACUUUGAUGUGGACAUGAGCGUCGAUGUGCGCAAGCAACUGAUGGAGCGUGUACAGACGAUUGGCUCGGUCAAGAAGGUCAAGAAGACGACGGCCUUGGUGGCCGCCCAGCAGGUGCCAUCGCAGACGUCGACACCAGCCACCUCGCCAACUCUCACCACACAGCAGCAGAACAAGGAGCACAGCCCGUCGAGCAUCUCGGACAAGUCCAAGAAGGAUAGCAAGCUGUCGUUGAUCAACAAUCCAUCGUCCAACGAGGGCAUCAAGUACUUCUAUUCGAUCGGAGGCUGGAAUGAGAAUGGCAUGGACCUGUCCACUGUGUUCAAGUACGACGUGGAGAAGAACGACUGGAAGGCGCUCAAGAGCACGGCCACCGAAGGCCUGCCCUUUGUAUCAUCGUCGUGUGUUGCCGAUGGCAAGUACAUCUAUGUGUUUGGAGGCAACUACAGCAUCACAACAUUCCGCCGCUUCAACUUGGCCAAGCAACAAUGGGAGAAGUCCACAGAGAAGCUCAACAGGGGAGGCGGUGGCAUUGGUGCCACCUACGACGGCAAGAAGUACAUCUACCUGUUUGGAGGCAAGGUGCACGAGGACACCAAGCAGUACCACCAGAUCGUGCACCGCAACGAGCGCUACAACACCUCGAACAAGCAGUUUGAGCCGCUCUCGCCAAUGCUCAAGCACAAGUACACCGUGUUCCCCUGCUACGACGGCCGCUACAUCUACCUGGUCGGUGGCAUGAUGGUCAAUGGCCGCGCCAGCAAGGAGAUCGAGUGCUACGACACGCUAGAGAACAAGAGCACACUGUACUCGUCGCUGGGCACGGGUGGACUGGUUCAGGGUGCGGUGAUCGAUGGCAAGGCCGAGUCCAUCUACUACAUCACUCAAACAGUGUUUAGACGCUUCCACAUUGACACCAAGAAGUUUGAGAACCUUGACUACCCGCCACUGACCAACACCACCUGUCGUCCCACACUGAUCUACGACUCCAAGACACGUAUCUUCCUCUUUGAUCAGAACGACAACUAUGUCUUUGACAUCCCCACCUCCCGCUGGACCAAGUUCACCUACACCAGGAAGUAUCCACUUUGUGGUCAAGGUAUUGUUGGAUCAAUGUUUUAA
Messenger RNA from Acytostelium subglobosum LB1, 1893 nucleotides. RefSeq lists its product as hypothetical. Gene Ontology annotation, molecular function: zinc ion binding; protein binding. NCBI's taxonomy places the organism in Eukaryota, Evosea, Eumycetozoa, Acytosteliales, Acytosteliaceae. Bases 1 to 1893 code for a protein of 630 amino acids. The record is from RefSeq and is a predicted model, not a curated record. The transcript has a single exon.